Exophiala spinifera is the source of this 1848-nucleotide messenger RNA. RefSeq lists its product as uncharacterized. The coding region runs from base 1 to 1848 and encodes 615 amino acids. NCBI's taxonomy places the organism in Eukaryota, Fungi, Ascomycota, Eurotiomycetes, Chaetothyriales, Herpotrichiellaceae. The transcript has 2 exons. Gene Ontology annotation, molecular function: FAD binding; monooxygenase activity. The record is from RefSeq and is a predicted model, not a curated record.
AUGACGAAGAUCAUCAUAAUUGGAGGUGGGAUCUCAGGGUUGAGCGUCUAUCUCUUCCUACAUAAGCAUCUACUGUCUUCUCCCACUUCCGCACGUUGCGAUGUACGCAUCUACGACCCUCACUCCAUCACGGCGUCCAACUUCCCAGGGCUACGGAAGCAUGCCUCAGACCCGGCAGAUGUCGAAACCGGAGAUACUGAGCAAUCCGACUCCUCCACCUCUCCUACCACCAUAGGAGGCGCCGUGGGAAUUUCAAGGAACGGAUUGGAUGUCAUUUCCCGUCUUGAUACGGACCCGUUGCGUAAUACUACCAUCAAGCAGACGGUCAUUCGCGGCCAUCCAAUCCAGUACUGGGAUAUCAACACGGCGCGUGGAUUCAAACUUGCCAGUAUCAGGACGAGCUCUACGAAGAAACGUGCGGAUCCACCUGGUGACAGGGUCAGUGUCAGGGACGGGGACAGGGACACGGCGAGUGAAGUGCCUGACAUGGUCAUGAUAGCACGGCAAGUGUUUGUUGAGAUCCUCUACGAUCGAUUCAAACAGAUUGCCCCUACUCCCAAGGACACUCUACAGCAUAAAAAGGUGGUCGACGUCGUCGUUGGAGACGAGCAGACACCUAACAUUGUCAAAUUUGCGGACGGGACUCAGGAAGAAGCAGACCUUGUCAUAGGAGCUGAUGGCUUGCGGAGCGUCCUCAGGAGAGCAAUGUUUGCGUCUUCCCAGGGAAACAGGACAGACGUCGAGGGCCACGAAGAUCGAAGGUGGUAUCACUCGUGGCUCGAGCGGGCGUCGUUCGGUUUGAUGAAAGUCCAAGACAACAGCCCCAAAUGUGACUACAUCACACCUCACUACGAAGGUCUAGUCGGACUAGGUGGUUUCGUUCCUUCUUCGAUACUCAGGUCGACCGGACACAGGCCGGGAAGCAUGUCGAUUGUGUUUGGCCCGAAUGGGUUUUUCGGGUAUGGAUAUCUUACCUCGCAUGUGGACCGAUCGCGCGAAGAAGAUUCUUCUUCUGCUUCUGAUUCUGAAGAAGCAGUCCGAGAAGGCCCAUUGGCAGGAUGGUGGUCGACAUUUUCUUCCAAGGAUCCAUACCCCUUCCACACGACGGCAGACGAUGCACAGAAUCGACGCGACGACGACAGUACCAACAACCGAUCAUUUGAUCCUUUCCGGGCUGUGACCUCGCUGGUAUCCCGACACUCGACGUGGAAGAACUGCUCUGUGUCGGCAAUCGUGAGAUACAUCCGGCAGUCACACGCCCAAGGGUAUGGCAAUCCACGCAAAUCCGAAGCGACAUCUGGAAGCGUGCGUGAUGGUGCGGGCAUCGAGACAGAUUCGAGAUUCGGCCUGCUACAGACGAGUUACCCGACGUAUACCACCCCGGAGCUUCCACACUGGCACGUCGGUGGGCGCGCCAUACUGAUCGGCGACGCCGCACACGCUUUGCAGCCCAGCUCAGGACAGGGUGCAAGUCAAGCGCUCGAAGACAGCGAAGCGCUGGCGUUGGUGUUGGCGCACCACUUCAACUUGUCGUCGUCGUCGUCGUCGUCGUCGUCUGCCUCUCUAUCGUCUCCGGCGGCAAGUACCGGUGGUGGCAUUCGGAACACAGAGCAGCGGCGGCACUCGUACCCUUACAAGGCUGUCGAGAAGGCUCUGGUGACGUUCGAAACAAUACGCAAGCCACGGGUACACACGAUAUACGACUAUUCGCAGAGAAUGAGUCGGAUGAAGAGUGACAUGGGUUUCGUCAUGGAGUGGAUCAUGUCGUCUUUCAAUCGGUCGUACAAUGACGUCUUGAUCGAGUACGAUUUGCCGUCAGUUGUAAGGGAGACGAUUGAUGGCGUUUGA